Messenger RNA from Carya illinoinensis, 781 nucleotides. RefSeq lists its product as uncharacterized. NCBI's taxonomy places the organism in Eukaryota, Viridiplantae, Streptophyta, Magnoliopsida, Fagales, Juglandaceae. The transcript has a single exon. The record is from RefSeq and is a predicted model, not a curated record. The coding region runs from base 63 to 518 and encodes 151 amino acids.
AAAAUCACUUUGCAAGGAAGUCCAUAGAAUCCGUAUCAAUAUCAGAAAGUAGAAAAAAAAAAAUGGGUAGGUCUGAGUCACAGCAAGAGUGCAAGAAGCAUCAAAAUGAGAAGCAACUGCCGGGGGUUUGCUCCUCUUGUCUGAGAGAGAAACUGUCGCAACUCAAUGCUUCAGCUUCAAACAUGAAAACAACCGGCGGUUUUGGAUAUUUUGGUUCUUCUUCUCCUAAUUCCCCUUCUGCUUCUUCAUCCAUCUUUGUGUCUCCGAUUUAUGGCAGGCAUCAUCGUAGGGCUUUGGAAAAGACGGGUGGUUCUAUUUCUUUUACGCUAAAAGUUGGUCAUGAUUAUGGGCUGAAGAAAAGCAGAUCGGUCGCUUUUAUUUCGAGGAGUCUACACGAGGAGGCUGCCAGUAGUGGGAAGAAGAAAGGAGGGUUUUGGUCGAAGCUGCUUUGGUCUGCAGGGAAGAGGACAAAAGAUGUUUUGAAGCAUUCAAGGGCUGAAAGCCGAAGGUUGGAGUAAUGGGACGACGGACGAAUGAUUUACAAAAAAUAAAGUUUGUAGAUAUUUCUUUAGAAUAUUUCUUUUUUGAUCGAGUUUGUUUCUCUUUUUUAUUUUUCCUAACUGGAGGGCUUCAGCUUGGAGUAGAAAGAUUACCCUCUUCUCUUUCUGAAAAUAAUUAAACAUGUACGUUAAUCCCUUGGGGAUCGGAGGAUGAAUUUAUUGAAGUUUGUGAUCAUAGAACAUGCAUGCCUAACGUUCGUAAUUCAGAGUAUUUCGUUUCA